AUGGACUUGACCCGCUCCCGCUCUCGCCUGAACUGUGCAGCUUCUAAACCCAUCAUUCCAGUGUCGGAGGGCAGACAGACGCCGGCCGCCGACGCCACCGUCGUGCACGGCCCGGGCGCCGAGCACACCGGCGCGCGGGAGUCGUGCCCGCGCAGCGCCCUGCUGGACCAGAGCCGGCGGCACCGCACGGCGUUCACGCGCGAGCAGCUGUCCCGACUGGAGCAGGAGUACGGGAAGGAGAGCUACGUGUCCAGGCCGCGGCGGUGCGAGCUCGCGGCGGCGCUGAACCUACCGGAGACGACGAUCAAGGUUUGGUUCCAGAACCGGAGGAUGAAGGACAAACGUCAGAGACACUCGCUGCCCUGGUCUCACCCGCUGGUCGACCCGCUCGGCGCCCUGUUGAUGGGCCGGGCUUCUCCUUCUUCCACCCUGCCCUACCCCUUCAUUCCUCCCCAUCUCCCUCACCUCUCCCUCCAUCACUACUCCCCGCUGGCGCUGCCCUCACCAGUGGCUUCAGCCCACAGUCCCUACACGGCCUCCGUGGGUCUGGACCCGCUCCGCCUCUCCCAGUACCACGGCCGACCCGGGGGCCUGACUCCAAACACGGGCCUCUACCCGUUCCCCGGCGUCAUGCAUCAUCCGGCCUCGUGCCCCUGUCCGCUCUGCUUACACUGGGGAUCAGAACAACUCGUCAAAGCCAGAGGGGAGGCACUGGAACUGAACCAGCCCCGCAGCCCCAAGGCCAGCGCCCGGCCCGCCAGUCCGGACCAGAGACAGCGGAUCGCGUAGUCCAUCCAGUCAAUCUGUCCCGCACCAAAACGAGCAUUAGCCCGGUAUCAAAAACACAAAAGCAAAGGAUCCCGAUCCGCAUUUACAAGUUAAAAGUUGUUACACAAGAGGGUUACUUUGCAAAUGAAGCGAAGGAUCGUCUGCACGUUGAACGUCACACAUAUCAUUCUUACUCAAAUUCAAGCUAGUUGGUUGAAAGCACAGUGGAGCCAGACAGAGUUUCACCUCGCGGUGCCUUUGUCUGAACUUCUGCAGCAUAUCCACACCUUAACGUGACUCGAGUGUCUCAUGGUCCGGUCUUGAGGGUCGGGUGUGACUUUAACAUAGCAAACACUCGUGAACAUGGAGGUUUUGGACCUGACCUGUUUUCUCAUAACUACUGACUACUGCUUUUUUAUUCUUAACUGACACUCAGGGUGAAAACAAAUGAAUCGUUUACAUUUUCAUUCAAGAACACAUUAAUUCAGUUGUUGUUUCUAUAUCAUUAUAAUAAAUACACUGGCUGACAAGAACUAAGUCAUCAAAUGCAGUUAAUACGGAAUCAGUUCCCUUCAGUCUGGAGGAAAUGCUAGUUAUCGUUUGCAGCCAAGGCUCCUGAAGAUGAUAUUUCCAAGCUUGAGCCCUGAAGUGCAACGUUCUAUUAGAGACGUAGUGGAUCAGCUGUAGGAGCUCAACACUCAGAGGCAGAUAAAAGUCUGCUCCACUGGUUCUGCUUGUGGUUAUAGUAGUUGGCUGUAGCUGCAAUUAUACUAAACACAAAACAUAUAGUUAUGGACAUGAAGAGGUGAACUGUCACAUCAAACACAAGGGACCGUGCGUGAUUCAUUUUAGCUUCAAGGUAAAGGUUGUGAGGUUUUAUGUUCUAGUUGUGAUUCCGAUCCAACAAUGUGUGUUGGCAUUUGGUUUUUAAUUGAGCAUCGGCUUUUAGGAGGCAGGAGUUUACACUUAGAAUAUGUGAAAAAGGUAAAUAAGCCAAAGACAAAAAUAUUGAAGCUUAUACUGUUAUUUGUGAUCAUACGUUUGUUUUGUGUCAUGGAAAUGUCUCCAGUGUCUGAUUGAAGAUGCUUAGUACAAAAAUGUGAUGUGUAGCGUGUUUUACAAUCACUGAAGGUUACUAAUUGUAUGAUGCUGACGUUAAGUUACAGGAACAGCGCAUUCCACGCUGCAGCCCAGAACCACAGCCACCGCUGCUCACAGCGAAGCCAUGCUUACGUUUCUAUAGUUAAAGGUUUUGUGGCCGUUCAAUGAUCUCUAGUCUUGACACUGACACUAUUUGCACUCUGAACACUAGAAGAGAGAAUAUUUUGCAUUUGAAGGAAUCUUUGUAAAUAGUCUGUUAAAAUUAAUAAAUAUCUG
Molecule: messenger RNA, 2145 nt
Organism: Betta splendens (Siamese fighting fish)
Lineage: Eukaryota; Metazoa; Chordata; Actinopteri; Anabantiformes; Osphronemidae
Gene: eve1
Product: even-skipped-like1
Exons: 3
Coding region: 1-789 (262 amino acids)
Biological process (GO): regulation of transcription by RNA polymerase II
Cellular component (GO): nucleus
Molecular function (GO): DNA-binding transcription factor activity, RNA polymerase II-specific; RNA polymerase II cis-regulatory region sequence-specific DNA binding
Source: RefSeq, a predicted model, not a curated record